Molecule: messenger RNA, 2201 nt
Organism: Rhincodon typus (whale shark)
Lineage: Eukaryota; Metazoa; Chordata; Chondrichthyes; Orectolobiformes; Rhincodontidae
Gene: slc25a28
Product: solute carrier family 25 member 28
Exons: 4
Coding region: 620-1471 (283 amino acids)
Biological process (GO): iron import into the mitochondrion
Cellular component (GO): mitochondrial membrane
Molecular function (GO): ferrous iron transmembrane transporter activity
Source: RefSeq, a predicted model, not a curated record
GAGUGGGGAUGGAAUAACUGAAGUGCUGAUCUGAAUUGUAUGAAAGCAGAUAUAUCAGAUUGCAGCAAUGCUUGGGAAGAGAAAGUCUUGUUAGAUUGUUUUAUUGUAGAAUCAUUGUAUUCAGUUUAGCUGUGCAUGCAGUAGAUUCAAGAAUAAAAAACCCUGCUUUUAGAACAAAAGUAACCUGUAAUGUUAGUUUCAAAUAAGGCCUUUCCCAGUGGUGAAUAUGCCAGGAAUAGUACAGUACCCUUUCUGGAUUGCAGGAGCUUGGCCUACAUAGGCCAAAGAAUGACUGAUCAGUGAGUGAGUUAUUCAUAGAUGGCAUGUGUACAUAACUGGUUAGGUUAGCAUUUAUUGCACAUGUCUAAUUACCCAGAGGGCUGUUAAGAGUCAACUACAUUGUGUGGGUCUAGAGUCACAUGUAGAUCAGACCAUGUAAAGAUGGCAGUUUCCUUCCUUCCAGGACACCAGUGAACUAGAUGGGUUUUUUUGACAAUCAGCACCGUUUUCUUCAUCAUUUGGCUUAUUAAUUCCAGAUUUGUUGCAGAAUUCAAAGUCCUCCAUCUGCUGUAGUAGUUGGGUUUGAACCCAGAUCUCUGGAACAUUACCUGACUUUAUUAUGGUUUACCAGUCUAGCAAUAAUGCCACUAUGCCAUCACCUCAGACACGAAUGCAGAGCCUACAGCCAGACCCUGCUGCCCGGUACAGGAAUGUAAUGGAUGCCUUGAAGAGGAUUGUCCGCACCGAAGGGUUUUGGAGGCCAAUGAGAGGAUUAAAUGUGACUGCCACUGGUGCAGGGCCAGCGCAUGCCCUCUACUUUGCGUGCUAUGAAAAAAUUAAAAAGACACUGAGUGAUACCAUCCAUCCAGGUGGCAAUAGUCACAUAGCUAAUGGUGCAGCAGGAUGUGUGGCGACUUUGUUUCAUGAUGCGGCCAUGAACCCUGCUGAAGUGGUGAAGCAAAGGAUGCAGAUGUACAACUCCCCCUACAAACGAGUCUUAGACUGCAUGAGGACAGUGUGGAAAACUGAAGGGGCUGGAGCAUUCUAUCGGAGCUACACCACCCAACUGACUAUGAACAUCCCCUUCCAAGCUGUUCAUUUCAUGACUUAUGAGUUCCUGCAGGAGAAAUUGAAUCCGCACAGACAAUACAACCCCUCCUCACAUGUGCUCUCUGGGGCAAUGGCGGGGGCUGUCUCAGCAGCGGUAACAACACCACUGGAUGUUUGCAAAACACUACUAAACACGCAGGAAUCCUUGGCUCUUAACUCCCUCAACAUCAGUGGACAUCUUUCUGGCAUGGCAAAUGCCUUCAGGACGGUUUACCGGCUGGGUGGUAUCCCAGCAUAUUUUAAGGGAGUACAGGCCAGAGUUAUCUAUCAGAUGCCAUCCACAGCUAUUGCCUGGUCUGUGUAUGAGUUCUUCAAGUACUUCAUUAGCAAACACCACCGUGAAAGAAGGUCAACUUACUGAAAUUCAAAAAGCCAGCACUGAUGCCAUAGAAACUUACUUGGACUGCAAUACUCAUAUUUCCAUUGUUGCAUCCUUUUUAAUAAAAGAAUCUGGUAGUAGGUCUGAUCCAAGCUGCACUCUUCAGUUGAGUAAAAUAUCACCAUGUCUCCUGACUACAUUAGGUCAAACCAAAGUUUGUGUAUUUACUGUAACAUCUAAAAUGACAGGUAGACUUGGCCGUUGUCGACAAGGAAAACGCACAGGUAUUUGCUGCUGGCACAACAUAGAUGUGUUGGGCACUUUUGAAAGCCUAACCUUUGUUUUAAGAUUUUUCCUUUUGGAUACUUUUUUUCCUCCCCAUUCUCUGCAGUUUGCUGGGCUGGUUUAAAUGUUUUUAAAAAGCACAUACAAGUUUACAUGUUUAGCAAAAGUGUCAGCUGUUGCUCCAAUGUAUGUAUGUGUAACGUAUCAUCAGUAGUUGAGAAUACUUAAACCACUGCCAAGGUAGGCAUCAAAUUGCUUCGCACAGAAGACAAAUACUGUUUGUUUUUAAAACUGUAUUUCACUGCACUCUUUGUACUGCAUCAAGCUUUUUCAUGCCUACAUUUGCAUCAGCAAUGUACUUAAGAACUGAAAUGUAGCCCUUUAUAUUCACUGGAAUAUUAUUCUGGAAUUAUUUUAUCCAGCUAAAUUCUUUGAUGUAGAAAAAAGGGUUUUCACAAGGAAGAUGAUUAAACAAAAAGACAAGAAA